Molecule: messenger RNA, 1800 nt
Organism: Nicotiana tabacum (common tobacco)
Lineage: Eukaryota; Viridiplantae; Streptophyta; Magnoliopsida; Solanales; Solanaceae
Source: RefSeq, a predicted model, not a curated record
CUUUUAAAACCAAACAGGCAAUCUCACAGCAAAGAAAAAAUCCUUCGCUUCUCUUGCUUCAACCCCCAACCACCAUUGUACAGUACUCAUCACCCAUCUGUGUAAUUUCUUAGCCAUGGCUAUCACCUAAAAAAAAUGAAUUUCUUUCUUCUCUUUUUCUUAUCUUCAAUGAAUUUCACUAUCUUUGCACCCCUUUGUUUCUUCUCUGUUCAAUUUUUCAAAUAUACCAAUCUGGUUAAACACUUGAUUUUCACCUGAAAAGGAAAAAAAAGAAUCUUGCAUAAGUAACUCUUUUAAAUAAUUUCAAUAAUUCUAGCAGGAAAAUCCUUCACCCGGAUUCAUGGAAAUUUAGAGUGGCAAAUUGGAUAGUGGCUGAAUAAUAUGAGAUGUUUCUUUUCCCUUCUGAUGGUCAGAAGGCAUAAGAAAUCUUACAAACAAUCACUGCUUUUGGGUGGAGGUCUUUUGUUCAGUGCCCGAGAGAUUACAAUCGAAACAUAGUUGUGGAGUUCUAUAUUAAUCUUAAUCUAGUAAGUCGUACUUCAACCGUGAGAGGUAAAAUUAUUCGCUUUGAUGCUGAAUUUAUAAAUGAUAUUUUUAACUUGAGAAACACUAAUGAUAGUGAAACCAAGAAAUUUAUGGAUGAUCGGGAUGUAGAUUUUAUAAGACAUGUGUUGGACGAGUUGUGUCCUAAUGGUGUUAAAGUUUACUCGGGAACUGCUGAACGCCCUUUGAGUAUUAACUGUUCAUGUAUGCUUGAAUUAGCAAGAGCUUGGGGUAGAUUCGUCAGUUCUCACUUAAUCCCAUAGUUGAAUACCUCGAACUACAAUAUAGAAAGAGUUCUUUUGAUAUAUGCGAUUAUGCAUGAAUUGUCUGUGAAUGUGGGGAGAUUGAUUAGUGAUGCUAUGGUUAAUUAUUGGAUUAAGCUUGAUUGUGAAUGUUUGUAUUUUUCUUUAACUAUCACUCAUUUGGCUUACUUAUUUGAUGUGGAUUUGAGUGGUUUACCAAAGACUGAAAAUUCCUACUUCAUCGGUAGUCACUUUCUCCAUAGCUUGAGACCUCCUACUGGUCCAAAUCAAGUUGAACAGGAACAAAUGCUUGUUGAUAGUAGAGACCAAGCAGAGAAUGAGCCAGAACAACCUCUUAAUUCAGAAGUUGGAACCACGCCUACCAUCCUCGUUCCUGAUAUUCUGGUGGUGGUAGCCUUAAUGUUGCAGGUGUAAAUUUCUAUCAGGGAAUACCUGUAUCUGUACCAACACCACUUCCCAUAACAAUGAUGGAUUUAAACAGGGAAAGUGGAUCUACACCAAGUCCGAUGACAUUUAGUAGUCAGCCUCUUUCUGUUUUCUCUAAUCUGGAAGCUAACCAUGGAGUUGCUACAACUGGAGGUUCAUUGGUUCCUAUUCAACAAGAAAAUGGCUUUGAUGUCAAUACAUACCUUGAUCUCUUUCAAGGUAAUGGUCAUGAAAAUUAAGAAGGGAACAACAAAUUGUUCAUUCAGGAGAAUGAAUAAUUUAGGUGUGGGAGAUUGUAAUUUUUUGGCUAUAUUUUCUCUAUAAUAAUUUUGGAGUUGUUGACUAGCUUCUCUUUACUGGUUUGGAGGAACCUGUUGGUGGAUGUUUGUGUUUUUGUGCACUGGAAGAAGAAAAAAGUUUUUUUUCAACAAAACUUUAGAAUUUUUUUUUCUUCUUUAAUGCUUUUUGCUGGAUGAUAGAAUGGAGUGCUUUGUCAUGCUGAUAUGUGCCUUUUUUGUGUGUAAACAGGCCAUGAAAUGGCAGAUUUAAGGUUGAUAGUUUGGUGCUA